AUGUCGUCGAUUUUCACGGCAGCCGUUCUUGCUUCGGAUUCACGGCAGCCGGGAAUCCGAAGACUCAUGUGUUUGUUCAUGACUAUUACAGAGACGUUGAGGCUUUAUGGAGAUGAGUUCUUGUGUCGUGAGAAUCUUGUCGAGUCAAAUGAUUUGCUUGCGCACUACGUGUUGGAUAAGAUGGAUAAAAACAGUACCACCAUGUUUUGUAGUGAUCGUAAGAAACGCUCUGUUUCUUCUUAG
Messenger RNA from Arabis nemorensis, 243 nucleotides. The record is from the annotation of a GenBank genome assembly. NCBI's taxonomy places the organism in Eukaryota, Viridiplantae, Streptophyta, Magnoliopsida, Brassicales, Brassicaceae.